Purpureocillium lilacinum is the source of this 1542-nucleotide messenger RNA. The record is from RefSeq and is a predicted model, not a curated record. Lineage: Eukaryota; Fungi; Ascomycota; Sordariomycetes; Hypocreales; Ophiocordycipitaceae.
AUGGCAACCUUUUGGCACAGGGCAAAGUUUACGGUCGUUGCCGGAGCCGGAUUCUUCACGGACGGGUACAUCAACUUGACCAUUGGCCUAGUUGUUCCCGUCCUGGGAUACCUCUACUUCGAGGACGAUGGAUCAAGCGUACCGGCGUCCAGUAGUGACAUUAUGAAGGGGUCUCUGAGCUUGGGAAUGAUUGUUGGCCAGAUUGGCUUUGGCCUCCUCGGCGAUACGUGGGGUCGCCGCACCGUGUACGGCAAGGAGCUCAUCAUCACCCUAUUCGGAACACUCAUGGUCAUUGUGCUGCCUUGGAAGCACUUUUCCCCGGAAGCAGUCACUACAUGGGUAUCCGUAUUUCGGGUCGUAUCGGGAGUGGGCAUUGGAGCAGACUAUCCUUUAUCGUCGGCGCUCUCUGCCGAGAAUCGGUCUCUCGGUUCGCGCGCCGUUCAGGUGCUGACCGUGUUUUCGUUCAUCGGCAUCGGUAACUAUUUUGCCAGCAUCAUCUUCAUCAUCCUUCUCAGCGCCUUCAAGUCAUCCGUUCUCAGCGACAUCCGCACCCUCGAAUGGGUUUGGCGCCUGCAACUCGGCAUCGGCAUGAUUCCGGCAGCGAUAACCCUGUAUUCGAGGCUGACAAUGCCAGAGACUGCGCCCUACAAAGAGUACGUCACAAACAAAUCUGCAGGUGACAGCGCUCAGGAUCGAGGUUUGCGGCAGCAGAUGCAAGAGUUCUGUGACUACUUCAAAGAGUGGCGACAUGCCAAGGUGCUUCUUGCGACGUCAAUGGCGUGGUUUCUCUUCGACAUUGCGUACUACGGCAUCAACCUAAAUCAGAGCAUUAUCCUGAGCAAGAUUGGCUAUGCCAGGGGUGACGACCCCUGGUCUACACUCUGGAAAAUUGCCGUUGGCAAUAUCAUCGUCCAAACAGCGGUACACACAGACCCUUCUAUUCAAAGGUUGCUGGUCCAGCAGCAGUCCAUCACUGACCUUGACAAGGGGUAUCUGCCUGGGUUCUUCAUUGGAAUCCCACUCGCCGAUGCUAUUGGACGGGUGCGUCAACAGUUCUACCCAUCGGUUGCCGUUUGCAUUUUGUACGCGAUUUGGGCCGGCAUCUCCUCGCCGUCCGUGCACACAUCCUCUGGCGGCCUGCUCGCCAUGUUCGCCCUGUCGCAGCUCCUGCUCUGCCUCGGGCCCAACUGUACGACGUUUUUGCUGCCGUCCGAGGUCUUCCCCACGCGCGUCCGCGGCACGGCGCAUGGCAUCUCGGCGGCUGUUGGCAAGAGCGGCGCCGUUUUGACAGCAUUUGCAUUCGGCUCCAUCACCAAGCGCAUCGGCCUCUCCGGCGUCCUCGGGCUCUUCUCCGGCAUCAUGGCCCUGACGGCCGCGGUAACGCUUUUGAUACCGGAGCCGAAGAACAUGUCGCUUGCAGACAUUGAGCGUGGGGCUCAUCUCGGUGACCAGCCUGGGGACAUGGACGCCGGGACUGCAGAGGCUGGCGACCAGACACCCGAUCUGAAGGGAACGGGUUUUGUGAGGGCAGUCUCGCUGUGA